Messenger RNA from Geosmithia morbida, 3129 nucleotides. RefSeq names its product exocyst complex component 2. Gene Ontology annotation, biological process: exocytosis; Golgi to plasma membrane transport. The transcript is spliced from 3 exons. Lineage: Eukaryota; Fungi; Ascomycota; Sordariomycetes; Hypocreales; Bionectriaceae. The record is from RefSeq and is a predicted model, not a curated record. Gene Ontology annotation, cellular component: exocyst. The coding region runs from base 1 to 3129 and encodes 1042 amino acids.
AUGGCUGACCAAGAGCGCGCCAUUCUGGACUUCUACCAGUUAUCCACACCAUUCCCGUCGGAAUGGCCCAAGGAUAAGGACGAUUCGCAAUCUUCCGGGGACGAGGCAGAGACGUCGCGUAAGAAGGCGUCAAGUACGAAGCUGCAACGACGCAAGUCACAGUACCAGGCGCUUGAGCGGGCGACCAGCACCCAGCGGAGGAGCAGCUAUGUCAGAGGCUCAGAGGGAGGCAAGGGAGGCCUGGGGAACUUGGUUCAGAAAGACGAGCCGGAUCCCAUGGGGUCCACGGACAGUGUUGUCCAGUCACUCAAGGCAAUGGGGUUGCCGCACGACGACAUCCGCUUGCGAAACCGCUUUCUUCUAUCGUCAACCAGCUUCUCACCAGCCCUGUUUCUUUCACAGGUGCACGCCACAGCCGACACGCAAACGCUUCUCAGCGGUCUCGACUUCCUCUCCCAGUCCAUCGACCAGAAGUCAGCCUCGCUCAAGGUCCUUGUCGAGUCCAACUUUGAGCGCUUCGUCAAGGCCAAAGCCACAAUCGACAAUGUAUACAAGGAGAUGAAGUUUCGCGGUGUCGAGCCGGCUCCGACACGUCAUUCACGUCAUCUCAGCCGAGCUAGCUACCGCAACAGCAGCGCGGGCGUGCCCAGUCUCCAGAACCCCCUCACAUCCCCCAUGGGCGAUAGCCGAAAGAAGAACGCCCUGAUCAAGGAGAGCGAGUAUGGUGUCAUGGGAAUAAAGGCGCCACUUCUUGACGUGUCCGCCAAGGCCGAGGAUGUCUGGGGCCCAGCGCUCGGCGGCCGCGAGACCGAGGAGACGCUCAAGGCGCUUUCGUCGCAGCUAGACCGGUUCAGGGAGUUUGUGGAGCUGCCCGCUGCCAUAGCCGAUAGCAUCAAACGCAAGGACUACGAGACGCUGGUGGAGGAGUACAACCGGGCCAGAAAGUUUGCCGAUGCGACGCGCACCAUGGCCGCCCGCCUUCAGGGAAAGGCGGCCGCGGAUGAAGAAGUCUAUCAGAUGCUGCUGGCAGGCCGGAUGUGGCACGACGUUGAGCAACAGGUGCAAAACUUCAAGCGGGAUAUAUGGAAGAAGUUGAUUUCGUUGCACUCGCUCCCCAAGUCGGAGGCGACGACGGGUCGGGUCCAGGACCAGCACAUGGACCUCAUCAACCUCCUCCUCGAGCUCGGCGUCUCCGACAACCCCAUUUGGGUCUGGCUGCUGAGCCACUACGAUUACCUGAAGAGCAAGAUUCAAACCACUGCCGAUCGGUCCAAGGUCGAGAUCGAAGUUCUGCGUCGCCGCCUGGCCAACGGGGAGAAGCCAACCUCGUAUGCCAUCGCAACCCACCUGCGCUCUCUUGGGCGGCAGCCUACCGAGGACAGGCCCAUCGCGAGCGACUCGGCCGAGGUGCUGGAGCUGUGGGAGAAGAUGCUGGCCUUCUUGUCCAACAUGCUGUCGUCGUCGGGAAUACUCGGAGAGGUGCUCGAUUUCUGGCAGACAGUCGAGAGCUUCAUCGAUGGAACGGCCCAGGCGACCUUGCCCAUGGGCUACAACGGCGAAUCCAGCGUCCACCACCAGCUGUCGGACAAGGUUAUCGAGGAUCUAAAGAAGGGCUCCGUGCAGCUUGUUGAGACGCUGCGUGACCACAUAUACGCCUUCUUUGUCGGGCCGCCGCCCGAGGACAUUUCGAUGCUCUUCUCGCCACUACCCACGAGCCCGUCACCCACGACCCCUGUCUCAGGGGCUCUGAGCCCGACUGUCCGCGACCCUCGUUUCAACCUUGACGCUAACAGCCUGCCGUCCCCAGCGCCUAAGAGGGGUGAGACGUGGGAGAAGCUCGCCUUCUGGCCGCCGUGGGCCAACUCCCUCAGCGGCGUCUACUACCUAUCCAAGAUGCUCGUAUUUGUCGGGUCGGGCGCUUCUGACAUGGGCAGCAUCGGCCCCGUGGCCGAGGGCGAUAUCCAGGUGACGGAGCGGCUCAAGUCGCUCGUCGGGGCGUCACGUGAGCGCUGCGUCACGGCCCUCUGUGCGGCGUGGAACCGCGACGCAGAGAAUAUCAAGUAUGUUGAGGACUGGCAGAGGUCCGCGGAGCUCGGCGACGUCACCCGCAUGCCCUCAAGCUUCUCAGCCUUUGAGGGCACGAUGCUGCUGGGCAUGCAGAAGAUUCUCUACAUGCCCGACGCCAUGGGCAAGCCCGGCGCCGUCAACAUUGUGCUGCCGCCACCGGCCAAGCUCCUGCAGAUGGUCCGCAGCCAGUACGUCACAACGCUCUAUAAGGCGCUCAGCGGAAUGGUCGAGAACGCGGAACGGUCCCUCAAGAAACCCGACGAUGAGUGGUCGACCGAGAGUGAAUGGUCGACCGCUGCGCCUGUCACGGAGACUCUUCUUAGCAAGAGCACCCUUGAUGCUGGAGACCGAAACAUUCGCAUGCUCCUGACACUGAGCAACCUGCAAGCACUCCGGGCGGAAGUGGUGCCCAACCUCAACCUGCAGUUCGAGAACGCCUUCUCGGUCAAGCUGACGGACGAGUCCAAGACAAUCCGCGACGUGCUGGGCCAGAUCGAUGCGCGGCUCUUCCAGUCGUACACCAAGAAGUCGAUCGAGAAGCUGCGCGAGACGAUCCAGACGGGGCUGACGGCUGCGGACUGGGUGCCCCCGCCGCGGCAGCGUCCCACGUCGGCCAAGGCGUAUGUGUACGAGGCGCUCCUGAGCCUGGUGCUGGUGCAUUCGCAGGUAUCAACGACGUCGCCCUCGCUCACGUCGCAGGUUCUCUCGUUCUUGCUGGAGCAGACGUCGAGCCAGCUGCUCGACGCCUUCCGCAAGAGGCCCCACUACCCUCUCGAGGCCCUCAUGCAGGCCACCCUCGACGUCGAGUUCGUAGCCCAGACCCUCAGCCAGUACACGACGGACCGGGCCUCAGAGCUCCAGAGCCAGAUCUACCAGGAGCUCGACAGCCGGACGGACAACGACGCCCGCGCCCGGCUGCAGAAUGAGCUUCCCGAGAUGCGCAGCGUGCUCAAGAAGCUGCGAGACGCGAGCAAGAAUGAGUUUGCCUGUUUCAAGAAGCUCAAGAGACCGCCUGGUCAGGGCCCGUCCAGGACAGACAGCGGUCUCUCGACUGCGAGCUAG